Molecule: messenger RNA, 2022 nt
Organism: Poecilia latipinna (sailfin molly)
Lineage: Eukaryota; Metazoa; Chordata; Actinopteri; Cyprinodontiformes; Poeciliidae
Product: schwannomin-interacting protein 1
Exons: 6
Coding region: 881-1486 (201 amino acids)
Biological process (GO): positive regulation of hippo signaling
Cellular component (GO): plasma membrane; cell junction
Source: RefSeq, a predicted model, not a curated record
ACCACGGGUUUCUGCCGUCGUUUUUCAGCCCUUCAGAUCAACACCAGGCUUGAAUUCUAAACUGUAGCUCAGAGUGAACCAAACUUGUUGACCUUCUGCAUUAGAGGCUUUCACACAACUCAACUUGGUGCCAAAAGGUCAGAGGUCGCAUCUCUGAAGAUGUGUACCUUCAUUUUUGAUGAAAGGUAGCCACCAGUGUGCUACACUGUUCUUGUUCAGGAUCUAUUCACAUUAAAUCUGAAGCAGUCAGGCUCAUCACCUUUCACCACAUUCUGAGGUCAAAGGUCGCUGUGUUUCAGGAAGAUGUUGCUGAUUUAGAUGUUAUGUUGCUUUCUGGGCUAAAAGGGCUUCUAAUUGUGGAACAUAACAUUUUAUUUUAGCACCAACAAUCCUUAUUUUCCAACUUCUGAUUUCAGUAAAAGAUAAUUUACGUGAAACUCUAAGUCAUAUUUGUAAGCUGUGUGCGUCAGACGACUCUGAAAAGUUUGCCUUCUGUUUAUAAAGCUGCACCAUGCAGAAGUGUUAAGAGACUGGAAUAUUAUAUUUAUGUACGUGUUUGAAAUUCGGCAUCUUCCAUGACGACAGAAAGCUGCAAAUAUUUAACAGUGAAGUGUCAGAAUGCUGUUUAAAGACGUAUCCUCUAAUCCCGAAUCCUCCUUCCUAAAACAUUUUUCGUCAUAAACAGCGAAGAAGAGCCGUUCAUAAAUCCCAGGUGGACAUGAUGAUCCUGCACAGCUGUGAGUUUAAAGAGACAGAGCCAUGUUUCACGCAGCGUUAACCUCGGCAGCCGACUUGUUCCUAAAACCAUGACAGACGAACUCUGUGUCUCAUCCAGAUUUAAAUCUUAGCUUCUUCCUCUUCCUGUCGCAGUCAGACAGUGAUGGCCUGUGACUCCCACAUGGCCGGAGCCUCUCUGGAGCGAGGCGGGGCCCCCAGGGGCCGCAUCGAGGACCGCGGCAGAACCGCCAGCAGCUGGGACGACGGCAGCGACGCCUGCAACAGCCACGUUCUGGCUCUGACGUCACGCCUGCACACACAGAUGAAUCUCCAGCUCUGCUUCAUCAACAACAGUGAAAGUGAGGAGGAAGAGGAUGAAGAGCAGGAGAAAGAUGUGUGCAGCAAGAAGAGCAGCAGCUCCUUGAAGAGGACAGCACCGGCUCAGAAGAACUCCCAGAAUCCUUCCAUGUCUGAAGAGCCGAAGUCCAGAGGCUUCAGGAACACCCUGAGGAACCUUCGAGACCGGCUGAGAACCGACCAGAGAAAAAAGACAGCCGGUCGUAGAGAAGCAGCGGCCCAGCGGACCCACCUGGAGCUCAGCGAUGUGGAGCGGCUCAGUGUGGAGCAGCUGAAGGCGCUCUGUGCGUCUCUCAGACAGGACAUACAAGACCUGAGCUCUGAGCUGGUGAGUCGCCUCCACAUCCGGGACCAGCUGAGGACGGAGCAGGACGCCAUGCUGCUGGAGGUGCAGGAUCUGACCGCGCUGUGAUGCGUCCUGUUUCCAGCUUCACAUCUGAUUUUUGCACAGAAACCAUUUCAACAGAGAGCGAGCACACAGCUCAGGUAGACUCAGACAUUCACCACCACAGUGUUCCUGUCGGUACUCUGAAUACAAACUAACAAAGUUUGCACUGGGGAUAGAAGAAACACUUGCUCCAGUCAAAUCCAGUCGGGUUUGAUGGUCUGGCUGCUGAGAGUCAUCACCACUUCACCUGUGAGUUCCUUCACUGCAUGAACACAUGGGAGAGAUUAAUCCCAGCUUGCGUGGUGCUGGUUUCUCUCACUAACUGGCUCCUCAGGCGACCCAGCUGUGGACGUGGCUUUUUGAAAUGUUUCAAGGUCACACAGCUCAGAAUCUAAGAACGUCCAGGAGCUUCAGUCAGAGGCAGCUGGACUUCUUCUCUUGUUUCCUAAUGACGUUUGGCGUCUCAUCCUCGCUGCUUCUUCGGUUCUGAACAUGGUUGAAGCAGGCCUGUCACAAUAAACAAUAAAUCAAUUAAUCGCAUGAUAAAUGAAAAGAAACUC